GGCGGGGCGGGGGCCGGGCUCGGGCUCCGGGCCGGGCUCGGGGAGCGCAGCACGGGCCGUGCGGGCCGCGGGGAGCAGCGAUGCCGUUCGUGGAGCUGGACACCAGCCUGCCGGCCGAGCGGCUGCCGCCGGGGCUGGCCCAGACCCUGUGCACCGCCACCGCCGACAUCCUGGGCAAGCCGGCGGAGCGGGUGAACGUGACGGUGCGGAGCGGGCUGCCCAUGGUGCUGUCGGGCUCGGCCGAGCCCUGCGCCCAGCUGGUCGUGUCGUCCAUCGGCGUGGUGGGCACGGCGGAGCAGAACAAGGGGCACAGCGCCCGCUUCUUCGACGUCCUGACCAAGCAGCUGGGCCUCGGCCCCGAGCGGAUUGUCAUCCGCUUUUACCCACUGGAGCCCUGGCAGAUCGGCAAGAAGGGGACAGUGAUGACAUUCCUGUGACCCUUUGAGCAGGCUGGAACAAAGCAGUGACGAAGGCAACCCAGAGAUGAUCAGCUCUGUCCAUCCACCUGUUCCCUCCUGUGAUCAAAUCUGUGUAGCUCUGCACCUUCGCCCGAAUGAUUCACUUUUGUCUUUGCGUCCUGUACACACAAAGCUCAAGAGUGAGGCAGAUAACUGUACUGAUUUUACUGAAAUAGUUCAAAGUCUCUGUUUCAAGCUCAGGCCUAGACAAAGUUGCUUGUAGCAAUAAAAACUUUAAUUCUAGAACAUUUGUCUUUACUGAGGACCAGAGAGGUUCUGAGGUUUAUCUAGUUUUUCUCAUAGUUUGCAAGGCAGAAAAAAUCCUUCUUUCUGUUUCUCUGUAGCAGCAGAAGGGUCUCAGGCCAGCGAAGAUGACCUGGAAAUCAAAUUCUUUUCUUUUUCAGGCUUCUCUGAAAGCCCUUUCUGGAAAUUGAGGUGAUUAUUGGGAGAGAAGUUUAGGCAUUGAAGGCUCAUGUCAGAUCUUGUGCUCUGUGCUCUGCCACUGCCACCUCCUGUGACUGCUCCUACAAAGUGUUACUUGUUCUCAAGGUUUUCAGUGCUCAAUGUCUGCUGAUGGCAGUGUCUGGAGGAAAGAGCUGCUUCUGAAGACCCACACUGUGCCAACAGAAAAUAUUUUGAAGUUUCUGCUACUGCCAGCUUUAAUUUCUGUUGUUCAUUGUUUGUUCAGAAUCCUUUUCCUCGCUGGUAUGGGGAGUUUUGGGAUGGUACAGCAUUUCACUGUGAUCUGUGGUUGAUGUUUCCAGCUCAGUGUCCCUGCAGAGAAGUGUUUUGUGUUUCUAGGACACAUAUACUCCCUCACUUUAGAAUACACAGGGCAUUUUAUUAAAACAAAAACAGGGUACUUUUUGUGUACAAUGUUGCCUCUGCCUUCUGCUGCUAAUGAAAACAUUUCUCAGUUCCCUUUCACUUUGUGGCUUGGUCAGGUGGAGGUCAGGGAGCUCAGCAGAGCUGGGAGCAUGGGACAUCCCUGGGACAUGGGGGUCCAUGAGAACACAAGGUUGAAGGUGGCUUCUGUGCUCCUUCAUCCUUCUAAAUUGAGUUUUAUUUGUUUAUGGCUUUAUUCUAAUUAGCAUUUAAAAGUUGUUUGUUCCCUAUACACUAUACAUGAUUUCUAUGUCUGACAGGAAUGUAUUACCAAACACAAAUUUGUGUAUCAGGUUGGGGGGGCUACACCUUAUCUGGUUAAUAAACUGUAGCAAAGCUUCUUUUGAUAA
Molecule: messenger RNA, 1693 nt
Organism: Prinia subflava (tawny-flanked prinia)
Lineage: Eukaryota; Metazoa; Chordata; Aves; Passeriformes; Cisticolidae
Product: D-dopachrome decarboxylase
Exons: 3
Coding region: 81-437 (118 amino acids)
Molecular function (GO): phenylpyruvate tautomerase activity
Source: RefSeq, a predicted model, not a curated record